ACUGAUGAAAAUGAACACUUCCUCAUUUCACUUUCACCUGACUAUUCGGGUGUGCGACAUCCAGAUGCAGAGAUGUUUUUGAAGAAAGGUAUCAAGAAUGAGACUAGGAGAUCCGAACUUACCAAAAAGCUAUUCGAGAUCUUUCGCCGAGAUAGAAUUUUUCAGCUUCCUGAGUUUCUUGACAUAAAAUGGAAUCCGAGACUGCGCAAAACGGCGGGGAUGUGUCGAAAUAAAUCAGAUCGCACAAGCUGGAUAGAACUGUCUCCAAAAGUUUGCAGCACCCCAGAUCGUGUAAGGGAUACCCUUAUCCAUGAACUCUGCCAUGCAGCAGUGUGGAUUGUCGAUGGAUGCAUCAAAGAAGGACAUGGCCCGAUUUGGAAGCGAUGGGCUAACCAGUGCAUGCAGCGCUUUCGAUCCCUUCCGGUUAUAGGACGUUGUCAUGAUUACGAGAUUGAAGCAAAGUUCGUCUAUGAAUGUGGGGGUUGUGGACAGAAGUAA
Messenger RNA from Cylicostephanus goldi, 498 nucleotides. NCBI's taxonomy places the organism in Eukaryota, Metazoa, Nematoda, Chromadorea, Rhabditida, Strongylidae. The record is from the annotation of a GenBank genome assembly.